Messenger RNA from Penicillium riverlandense, 2322 nucleotides. Its product is annotated as DEAD/DEAH box helicase. The transcript is spliced from 3 exons. NCBI's taxonomy places the organism in Eukaryota, Fungi, Ascomycota, Eurotiomycetes, Eurotiales, Aspergillaceae. The coding region runs from base 1 to 2322 and encodes 773 amino acids. Gene Ontology annotation, molecular function: DNA helicase activity; ATP hydrolysis activity. The record is from RefSeq and is a predicted model, not a curated record. Gene Ontology annotation, biological process: telomere maintenance; DNA repair.
AUGCAUGUUGCGCGCUCUAGACUGCGGGACAUAAAACCAAUUCGAAUUGUCUCGAAUUGCUCGAAAACCCCGUCAGGCACCUUCGUGUGUUUCACAUCCCGAGGUGUCGCCGUCGCCGAGGAGCCCACGAUGUUUAAAAAGGCAGUGAAAGAUCAUCCGGGAGCGUCUUCCAAGCCUCUCCAGUCGAACUUGCUACGGGCAAACACAGUCGUCCCUUCCAAGUCCCCAAUGCAGUCGGCCGGUGUCAAGCGAAAAAUCGAGAUGACGAUGGGCGGGGAAUCCGCGCUGGGCUCUCUCCACAGCGCAGUCUAUUUCGACGAAAAUGACUUCGACGAUGACCUCGAUCUCGACGUUGAUGAACCCCAGCCACUCAUCACGUCAAGUGCAGUCGCAUCGAACCUCCCGGAGCCGGAUCCCGUCGCUUAUCCCGCCCUCGACAGUAUUUCCUCGAAAGUCCCGAAGACAGAGCGCACGAAACGGACUACUAGCGACAAGCAAGCAUUGGAUGUUAAAUAUCCGGACUUGCCUUCUUCCCAUGAGGGGGCUGCGCCGUCGAGUAGCAUACAAAUCCCAUGGUCAUCCUCACCCCCUUCUCACCUCCAGCCGCCUCCUAAACCUCGCACGCUGCCAUGGCUGAAGGAAGUACAGGAAGAGCCACACCAAGCAAACUCGGGCAAAAAGAUGAACCUGGUGACUCCGAAACGUUCGAAGCCUACCGAUUUCUGGAACAAGUCCGCGAGCGCCAUCAAGGAAGAGCAAAAGGAAUUGCGACGGGAGUCCAAGAAGGUACAAAAGCCCAGUGGAAAGCCCAAAGCGGAAGGCCCUUCCAAGAUAGCCACUGUCUUCCUCAGCGAUGAACAGCGGGCUGUUCGCGAGGCCGUUGUCGAGGGUGGGAAGAGUAUCUUCUUUACAGGUUCGGCAGGAACCGGAAAGUCGGUCUUGAUGAGGGAAAUCAUACAAAAGCUGCGCGUCAAGUACAAGAGAGAGCCCGAUCGUGUGGCCGUGACAGCCUCAACAGGCCUCGCAGCCUGUAACAUCGAGGGCGUUACCCUUCACAGCUUUGCUGGGAUUGGGCUGGGCAAAGAGGCUGUGCCUGAACUGGUUAAAAAAAUUAAAAGGAACCAGAAAGCACGGAAUCGUUGGUUACGCACCAAGGUUCUGGUUAUCGAUGAAGUGUCCAUGGUAGAUGGAGAUCUGUUCGAUAAACUGGAAGAUGUUGCCCGGCGCCUUCGAAACAAUGGCCGUCCGUUUGGCGGAAUCCAACUUGUCGUCACCGGCGAUUUUUUCCAGUUGCCUCCCGUGCCAGAUGGAAGCAACCGCGAGGCCAAGUUCGCGUUUGCAGCUGCUACAUGGAAUACGUGUAUCCAACACACCAUUCUUCUGACUCAUGUUUUCCGUCAACGAGACCCCGAAUUCGCCGAGAUGUUGAACGAAAUGAGACUGGGCAAAAUCAGUCCCCGCACAAUUGAGGCGUUCAAGCAGCUUUCUCGGCCGCUUGAUUUUCAUGAUGCGCUCGAAGCAACGGAACUGUUCCCCACGCGGGCUGAGGUUGAGCACGCCAAUACGGCCCGAAUGACAAGACUGUCCGGCGAUGUGUGGAAAUUUGAGGCUGUGGAUACCGGCACCAUCCAAGACCAGCAAUACCGUGACAAACUGCUGUCGAAUUGCAUGGCCCCUAAGUCCAUCGAACUCAAAAAGGGUGCCCAAGUCAUGUUGAUCAAAAAUAUGGAGGACAACCUUGUGAACGGUUCCAUUGGACGAGUGAUGGGCUUCAUGAACGAGGAAUAUUUUGACUGGCACUGCAAAAAUGAAGGCAGCUUUGGGGCCGAGGACGGCGACGACAGCAAUACCGACAAAUCCCGGGAAAAGUUCAAAGCUAUGAUGCACAAGGAAGGGGUCCGCGAAGCCCGAAAAUGGCCGUUGGUGUGUUUUAUUCAACCCGAUGGGACGGAGAGGCACCUACUCUGCCAGCCGGAAAGCUGGAAGAUCGAGCUCCCCAAUGGUGAAGUCCAGGCCCAACGUCAGCAGGUCCCGCUGAUUCUGGCCUGGGCACUGUCCAUCCACAAGGCGCAGGGACAGACCCUCCAGCGAGUCAAAGUCGACCUGGGCCGCGUCUUUGAGAAAGGACAGGCUUACGUUGCACUGAGUCGGGCCACUUCCCAGGCCGGGCUGCAAGUAACCCGAUUCGAGCCGCGCAAGGUGAUGGUACAUCCCCGAGUGGUGGAUUUCUACAAUAACCUGGUGUCGAUCACCGAGGUCGUCAAACCCAAGACUUCUCGCGGUGACGCUGAGGAUGAGUAUAACAGUCUCGAUGAGUUCUGA